CUUCGCAUCCUCUGUGAGCGACCAGGCUGACUCCCCCCCCUUCAGCCCCCGGGGCUUCUUUGCUGUCGGCACAGCUGUUGCUCAAUCAUGGCACACAGCCACCAGCAGUCCCCUUACUACACUCUGUCGACUCUGCCACCGUUGGAGUUCGACAUGGAGGAUCUGGGCAGCUACUACAGUUACCCCAUGGCGCCUGGGCCUGCGGCUGACUCUCUCGGACCCCUGAAUCCCCCAUACCAUGAUGCAUUGGGGGAAUCCAACCCCGGAGGGGUGCAUGUACCACAGCAGCCACCACCACCGCCGCCGCCACCAUCCGCGGUGUCCAGCUCCGGACCGACUCCCUCGCCUCUGCCUCCCUUCUCUUCGCCGACAGCCCUCGGGCCACACGAAGUCGCCCCCCCACCGACCGGCCCGGAGUCCCUGGGCUCCAAUGAAGAUCCUGGACCGUAUGCACAGGUGGGACCGAUGUACCCUCCGCCAGGGCCGAGCCAUGGCGCCCCGGAGAUGGGGCACUUUGCGCGGGACCAUCCUCCCCCGACUGGCCCGGGGCAUGUGUCAUCGCCUCCGCGAUCACCCACCGGGACACCGGCCCUCUCGUCGGCACAUCUCCAUUCUCACCAUAUGGUCUCGUCGCAUGGGCAUCAUUUGGCCCCAAGCCACGGACACUCCCUCUCCUCGGGACCCUCCCCUGUGUCGGUCCCGAUCCACGGCAGCCACCAUGCCCAUCUCUCCUCGGCGCACGGGCAUUACCACCUUCCGGCUGGCGCGCCUCCGCCCCUUGGGCCUGUUUAUUCCCCGGCCGAUCCGAUGGUUCACCAGUCACAUCCUCAGCCUCAAGGGGGGCCAUCGGCCGUGCAAGACCCCCCUCCGCCCCCUUUGCCAAAUGUUACCCGGCCCGCGAGCACGCGAGAGGAUCCGAAGCGCCGGCGCGCGGGCGCCCCGGCCAAUGGCAGCGUCACCAAGCGGAAGCCCACUCGCGGCGCCGGGGCAAUGGCCUCCGGGCGAAGUGUGUCCCAGGCGACGACCUCCGGAGUGGCUCCCUCUUCGCCGAGCCCGUCCUCGGAGCCCAGCUCUCCGGGCCCCUCCUCCCCGGGCCCGGGAUCUGACGGUCGAGCUGGCGAAGCUGGCGACACUCUGUCGAGCUCCGGGGCCGUGGUACCGCUGGAGGUGUUGCGUAAGCGGAACUCCGAAUCCUCGGCUCGCUAUCGGCGGAAGAAGGCCGCCGAGUUUGACUCCCUGCGUCUGGAGUUGCAGGGUGUGCAGGAUCAUCUGCGUCGGGUGCAGGAGGAGCGUGAUGCACUCGAGCGCCAGGUCAUCAUUCUCGGCGAGCGAGUGGCCGAAAAGACUCGUGCUUACGAUCAGCUGUUGGCGGUGUUGGCCGGCAGCGCUGGGCUCGGUCCGACGGUUUCACCGAGCGGCAGUGCCGGCCUGCUCUCCUCUGAGGAGGGUGCCGCCCAGGGGCCAGCCUUUCCCCCGGUGGCCCCGGCAGCGGCCCCAGCGGCCGGACACAUUCUCCGCCCAACCGGCAAAUAGCCAGCUCCUCGGAUCACCUUCCUGUUCCUGGCGCGGUUCUCCUUUCCCGAACUGCGAAUUGGCCCUUUCUUUUUUUUUUGUAGACAACCUCCCUCCUCUUGCCCGCCUUUCCCAGCGGGGCACUUUCCCUCCUCUUGCCCGCCUUUCCCAGCGGGGCACUU
This is a messenger RNA of Fonticula alba, 1694 nucleotides long. RefSeq lists its product as hypothetical. Gene Ontology annotation, molecular function: DNA-binding transcription factor activity. The transcript has 3 exons. The record is from RefSeq and is a predicted model, not a curated record. Gene Ontology annotation, biological process: regulation of DNA-templated transcription. The coding region runs from base 88 to 1533 and encodes 481 amino acids. NCBI's taxonomy places the organism in Eukaryota, Rotosphaerida, Fonticulaceae.